AUGUCUUUCUUAUUAGCAUGUGAUUUGUGGCCACCGGCAGUCACCAAAGAGCUGCAAAAGCUACGAGGAUCUAAAGAACUUGCUGCAUGGCAAAUUUUCCCAUCCACACUAUCGCAAAUGGCAGAAUGGGCCGAUGUGUAUAAAGACCUGGAACAUAGGUUUGGCAAUUGGACUGGACGAGAAACAGACGUACUCCGAGCAGUCCAACACAUCACCCUAUCUUCUGGGGGACAUAAAGAGAUGUGGGACUCUACAAUAGCAUCUAUAAACCUAGCUGGAGAGUACAUGAGUCGUCGCCUGCACAUUCCGAUGCAAGGGAUAGCAUACGACAAAGAUUUAUACUUGCAAAGACGUGCAUUUAUUAAGAGGCAUGAACCGUUGCAAACAAAAGAGCGGAUACUUAAAGCCAUUGAAGAUCUGGAAGACAAAUAUUUCCACAUUCAGGGAUGUUGGAUCCCUCAAGACCCAUUGCGAGUUGCUCAAGUAAACGAAACCAGAAAGGUCGUGCCGAUGAAUUCGGUAUUAUUGACAGAAGGCGAUUUGGUCGAUAUCGGAGCUGAAAUAGACUUUGUGAUACACAGAGAUCGUCACGUGCGCGCCACUCUCAAAUGUUUUCUCACUUGCACGUAUAUCAUGCGCGUAAUCUCGAUAGGCGAAGUUGAAAAGCUGAAUAUUGAGACAUUGAAAAUAGAGCGAAUUCACCUGCUCCUCAUUGUAAUCGAGAUCCUCCUAGCAAUGACAAAAUCCAAGAACGACACACACACUGAGAACGAAAUCGUGGCUGAAAUCCGGCCCACCAAGCACGUGAGACUCACGAGUACAAAUACAAUGGCGACCGACAACCGAGACGCUGUAGGUUCAGACAGUCCGAGAACACCAGAAAAUAAGGAGUCAGCAGCGGAUAAGGAUAGAUCCCAGACUACCGUCGAUGCAUCUCUCACAGAGACCUCACAAGAAAUGACUAAGCAAGAUGGAUACACCCUAUCUGAGAGUUCCACGACACCAGUUAAACAGACCAAUAAGGGCGCACAACCAGCUCUCACAGUCCGCUCCAUCGUGCCUCAUCCUACCAAACAGUUGAUUGACGAAGAAGAGAUAGGCGAAUUUGAUGACACAUUAUUAAUGUCGUAUAUGAACUCAAAGGCUAAUAUCUAUGCCCUUGGGAAAUUGUUACCAACCGCCACCUGGGGACAAUACAAACCGGUCAAUGAUCAUAGCAAGGUUCUAUGUGACCCUGCGACUGGAGAACCGAUCACGAUCUGGGUGGUUGGGCGCAUCGCGAAAAUGUGGUUCAUGAAAUCCGGUAAGCCGGAGACCCAACAGAGUGCUCAUCUAUUGGCUAAAUUCUCAAGCCCAACUUUGAGCUUCAAUCAACAAGCCUCAUCAGUCAUUCGAGCUAUUAAGUGGCAGAAUACUAAGACUUGUGAGGGGACAAGUGAGGCAAUUCUAUUCGAUGCUGUCUAUGAUGCAAGACGUGAGGGAUCGCUCAAAUCUUACAGUGAACGCCCCUUAUGGAGUCUCACCGACCUGAAGCCUGGAGAUCUUAUCUUAUUAGAAGCUAAGAUGACGCAAUAUUCUAAGAAACAAGAGGACACCAAAUGGCAUUCUUGCGCUCAAUAUGAGAUGGUCGCCAUAUCCCUCCUAGACAUCGCUGAAGUGCCCGAAGAAAUUCCUCAAGGAGAAGUGCAGAUAGACGGUUUGGCUAUUUAA
Messenger RNA from Suillus discolor, 1710 nucleotides. RefSeq lists its product as uncharacterized. Lineage: Eukaryota; Fungi; Basidiomycota; Agaricomycetes; Boletales; Suillaceae. The transcript has 12 exons. Bases 1 to 1710 code for a protein of 569 amino acids. The record is from RefSeq and is a predicted model, not a curated record.